AUGUCAGUAGAAGAAAAGUCAGCAACAGUAAAGCCUAGAAAGCGAUUUGUAGGCAAAGCUAAAAGAAAUCAAGCAACAAACGAUGCAGAGGCCAUUGAAGAAGGAGCUGUUGGAUUUGCAACACGAUCGAAUCGUGUUGCUAAUCAAGUUCCCGAUGAAAUCUUGCAAGAUCCUUUACUAAACAAAGCUAUUGAACAGAUUCCAUCAAACUAUAAUUUUGAAAUUCAUAAAACGGUAUGGAGAGUACGAAAGGCUAAUGCUAAGCGAGUGGCACUUCAGCUUCCAGAAGGAUUGAUGAUGUUUGCAUGUUUAAUUUCAGACAUUUUGGAAACAUUUUGUAACGCAGAGACAUUGAUUAUGGGCGAUGUCACCUAUGGAGCAUGUUGUAUUGAUGAUUAUACGGCUCGUGCACUCGGCUGCGACUUUCUAGUUCAUUAUGGCCACAGUUGCCUAGUUCCUGUAGAUAUUACAACCAUAGAGACACUUUACGUAUUUGUAGAUAUUGGCAUUGAUACACAGCAUUUUAUUGAUACCGUAAAGCGAAAUUUCGAAAAAGGAAAAAGACUAUGCUUGGUAGGCACGAUUCAAUUUGCAGCUGCGCUGCAGGCAUCCAAAACAUCUCUAGAACAAGAUUUCACAGUAACCAUUCCUCAAUCCAAACCACUUUCGCCGGGCGAAAUCUUGGGCUGUACAUCUCCUAAACUGACCGACACGGAUGCGAUUGUGUGUAUUGGCGAUGGAAGAUUUCAUCUAGAAUCUAUCUUGAUUCAUAAUCCCGAUUUACCCGCCUUCCAAUAUAAUCCUUACGCAAAGACCUUUACUCGUGAAAGAUAUGAUCAUCAAGAGAUGCACUCACUUCGUAAACACGCGAUCACAACGGCUAAAACGGCUAAAAAGUAUGGUCUGAUUCUGGGAACACUAGGUCGUCAGGGCAAGCCACAAAUCUUGGAAUACCUUGAACAGCUGAUUAAAGACCAAGGCAAGGACUCAGUGAAUGUUCUUUUAUCAGAGAUCUUUCCUGGAAAACUUGAACAAUUUGAUGAUGUAGAUGCUUGGAUUCAAAUUGCUUGUCCUCGACUCUCGAUCGAUUGGGGAUACGCGUUCCCUAAACCAUUGCUUACACCUUAUGAAGCAUCUGUUGCGCUAGGUAAAGCAGACUGGCAAGAUGUCUACCCAAUGGAUUUCUAUGCUAAUGAUAGUUUGGGACCAUGGACACCGAAUCAUGGACGAGGAGUACAAGGAAGAAGAAGGAGGCAACCUGUUGUCACUGCUGAGUGA
Molecule: messenger RNA, 1278 nt
Organism: Rhizopus microsporus ATCC 52813
Lineage: Eukaryota; Fungi; Mucoromycota; Mucoromycetes; Mucorales; Rhizopodaceae
Product: Diphthamide biosynthesis protein 1
Exons: 7
Coding region: 1-1278 (425 amino acids)
Biological process (GO): protein histidyl modification to diphthamide
Molecular function (GO): 2-(3-amino-3-carboxypropyl)histidine synthase activity
Source: RefSeq, a predicted model, not a curated record